Messenger RNA from Saccharomycodes ludwigii, 1068 nucleotides. It is a transcript of the gene AHA1, whose product is annotated as Aha1p. The transcript has a single exon. Gene Ontology annotation, cellular component: cytosol. The record is from RefSeq and is a predicted model, not a curated record. Gene Ontology annotation, biological process: positive regulation of ATP-dependent activity; protein folding. Gene Ontology annotation, molecular function: protein-folding chaperone binding; ATPase activator activity. The coding region runs from base 1 to 1068 and encodes 355 amino acids. NCBI's taxonomy places the organism in Eukaryota, Fungi, Ascomycota, Saccharomycetes, Saccharomycodales, Saccharomycodaceae.
AUGGUUGUUCAUAAUCCUAAUAAUUGGCAUUGGGUCGGUAAAAAUUGUAUUUACUGGGCAAAUGAGUAUAUGACUCAAAAGUUAGUUGGGAUUAAGGCUGAAGAUGCUCAUAGUAAAGUCGAAAUCACCAAAGUGUUAAGUAUUGAAGGUGAUUGUGAAGUUAACCAAAGGAAGGGAAAAGUUAUUUCUUUAUUUGAUUUGAAGAUUUCUUUAGAAUUUUGUGGUAAAUUGUUAAAUGAUGAUAACGAAACUUACCAGGGUAGUAUCACGGUUCCUGAAGUGGCCUUUGAUUCUGAUUUUGAUGAUUAUCAAUUUGAAAUUUCUAUUUAUAAAGAAACUCCAAAAUUGAGCGAUUUUGUUAAGCCAUUGAUCAGAAGUAAAAUAAUACCACAGUUGAGAGAGGUUUUCUCUAACUUUGGUGGAGACCUACUAAUUCAACAAGGUGGUGAUAUCCAAGUUCCUGAAGAACAAGUUGAAUCACAAUUCACCAAGCAAAACCAGGUUGAAAGUUUUAAUAGCGUUUCCACCACUAAUAAAGGUGGUAGUGGUGGUGGCAUAGUUAUUACAGAGAAUAAAAUAUUGAAAAACUCUGCAAGUGGUGCUAAAGAUGGAGGAAAUAACGCAAAUGUUCCCAAAUACAACUCAACUACUGUUUAUUUGGAACCAACUUUUAAUGCGCCAGCAGAGGAAUUAUACAAGACCUUUACAAUUAAAGAUAGAAUUGGUGCCUGGACUAAAUCAGAACUUGUUUGCGUUGAAAAUCAAUCAUCUCCUGUGAUUAAAAAGGGUGAUUCCUUCACUUUAUUUGGUGGGAAUAUUGCAUGUGAAUUGGUUAAUUCUCAAGAAAACGAAAAAUUGACUUUUAAGUGGAGGUUAAAAGAUUGGAAACCUGAUUAUUAUAGUCUAAUGAAUUUGGAAUUUCACGAGUCCCCUGAAUAUAGUGAGACCAAAAUUAAAGUUAAUUGGGAAAAGGUCCCAAUUGGCGAAGAAGACACUUGUCGUAGCAAUUUUGAAGAAUUGUAUGUAAAAAGUAUCAAAUUAACAUUUGGUUUUGGCAGUGUCUUGUAA